UCUAUUCAUUAUUGGUUUGCUCUAGGAUGAUACGGAUCGUGACAAUAUGCACUGCACACAUUAUCGUCCGGCACGGAAUCCUGCUUGCUGCAACCAAAGAGUUGCGUCAAUCUCUUCCUGUAUCCGGUUAAGGAUCACUAUACAGAAGACUUUGAGAACUAUACACAGUAGACCUGUUCACUUUUUUUAAGCACCUUGUGUCACAUCAUUUUCUGAAUCUAAAUGCCAAAACAAGUCUUUGGUACAAAAAUGAGCAAUUUUGAUAAAGAUUUAGAGGUGUAUCAAAUUGAUUUUAUGAUUUUUUGGUCAUAUUUACAGAAAAAUCCUUCCAUACGUUAAAUCUUAUUCCGAACAUGAAUCAACAAUAUCGUUAGCUUAUAGUUGAAACUAUUAUCUACAACUUUGCCAAAGAAACUAGGGUGUUAAAACUGCUUAUUUUAUUGUUAUUAAACAUAUUUGGUUGAAAAAACACUUAUAAAUUGAACAAUUUUGCAUUCAUGCUCAUUAGUUUGGCAAAAGUUCUUCCUGACUUUUGUGACUAAAUUCAUUAUCAAUUGCGCCAAGGUGUUCUGAACAUUUCGUUCAUACAUCAUUUUUGCGUAAGAAUUCAUUUUCAUUGAGUAAUUAUUAAAAGUUUACCACGCUAUACCUUGAAAACACAUAGGGUAGCCAAACAAAUUUUUCGUGUGAAAUCAAAGUCAACUGGGUUUAAACAUGGCAUUGAAUGCUAUCACCGCAAACAUCAUCGAUCCUUAAUGGUGCUGACAGUAAGGUUAAGGAAAGCGAAUCUGAAGGUCAUAUGUUCAAGACCAACAAAAGAUUUUUUUAAAUUAAAUCUCUUGAUGCCACUGUUGUAUUUCGUUUGAAUUUCUUUAUUGAAGUUUACUCAAAAUGUCUAUGUUUGUGCGUUUCAUAGCAUAGUAAAUUCAGGCUUUGAUGAAAAACUUAUCAAAUUAAAACCGAACUAAUAAAAAACAAAGUAAUCUUUGAAUUGAAAUUUGACACACAUUCAGUUUCUUCCAAGAUUUCUGCCAAGAUUCAACGAUCAAUAUGAAUCGUCAGAUUUGGAAUGUCGGUUCGUACCGGGAUUCUUUUCAAAAAGACAAGUAUCCUUCAACGCGCAACGUACUUCAAGUGUUCUUCCAUUACCAUAGAAAGCAAAACAUGACAGUACCGGCAAGCAGUAGGUUAGUCGCGAAGGCCGUUCAUAACAUCUGGUUAGAGAAGAAUCGGCAGCCCCAAAAGGUUCCAUAUAUUAGCAAAAAAAUUGGCAACCUUUUCUCAAAGUGGCGGAAAUUACUUGCAAACCGUAAGAAGUCUCAAUCCUGUUACAAACUGAAGCGGCAACAGUGGCGGGAUAAUCUACCAGUGGUUUUCGAUGUCUCGCGAAGUGAAUCCAGAUUUAAAUCUUCUAAAGAAUCCCUUCCGGAGACGGAAUCCGUAACAAAUUCGAUCCAAGAUAGUGAGCUUUCGGAUGCAAAUUCUGAUUGGGAUGAUGCCACUUCUGAUUAUAGUGAACCAUUGCCAAAAAAGCAGAAAAUUGAACCAUGGAAGAAUGAAGCACUUACUUUGCUUGAUCGUGCAAUGGUUACUGAUACGGCGGCAUCAGCGAUUUUAACCGCUACGGCGGUUGGAUUGGGUCUCAAUACCAACUCAGUGGCUAGUAGCAGAUCUAGCUUGUACCGUCGCAGGACAAAGGCACGAGUUGAGCAGAUGGAGAAUGCUCAGAAAGAAUUUUCACCAUCAGAAGCAGUUGUAAUUCAUAUUGACACGAAACGAAUGAAGAAAGGCGUUGGACUCGAGUCAGAAGAAAGGUUAGCCGUAACUACUUCUGGAUUUGGAACGGAACAAAUUGUUGGAGUACCAGUGAUACCGACAGGCACCGGCAAAGAUAUUGCGCAAGCGGUAGUGAAACUGCUGGAAGAAAAAGGCAUCGAAAACAGCAUAAAAGGCAUUUGCUAUGACACCACAGCGGCUAAUUCAGGUAUACAAAAUGGAUCCGUGGUAUUGCUGGAAAAGCUGAUAGGACGAAGUCUGCUCCGUCUACCAUGUAGACACCACAUUCUGGAGUUGAUCCUUGAGGCGGUUUUUACAAAAGUAUUCAGCGAGAAAUCCAGUGGCCCUGAAAUAACAAUUUUCAAACGUUUCCAGAAAGAAUGGCCUGGUAUCAACAAAGAUUCAUACAAAGGUGCAAAAGACCUGAUCUCACCAAAAUUGAUACCAGCAUAUCUAAAAUCGAUUGAGACUCUUCACCACAUGAAGAAGAUUCGCGCUGAUUACCAAGAAUUCAUUGAAUUAACUGCCUUACUUCUUGGAGUCGAGACACUGAAUGGUUCUCAAAUUAAAAUAAAGUCACCUGGCGCCAUGCAUAGGGCUAGGUGGAUGUCUCGAGCGCUGUACUCGCUGAAAAUGUAUUUGUUCCGCGAGCAAUUUAAACUCGACAAAUCAGAAAUCCGGGCUUUGCGCAGAAUCAAUAAAUUCAUAGUAUUGGUAUACUUGGAUGCAUGGUUCGCUGCCCCGGCUGGUCCAUCAGCUCCGAGACAUGAUUUGCAAUUACUGAGUAAGCUGAAAUCCUACAAAGAUUCAGAAAUCAGAAUAGUAGCACAGAACAAACUGUUAAGGCAUGAGUGAAGUCAAUGUUUGUCUUGCACUAUUUGAUGAUAAGGUCACUGCAAGCACCAAGAAGGAGAUGAUUAGAAAAAUGCAAGGCAGUACGAAAAAAAAUACUCGAAACACCGGAAAAAGCAAAUCAGAAAAGUUGGAAGACUAUGUAACUUCAAGGUCGAGAACUUUUUUUGAAAUAAUUGACAUCAAAACUGAUUUCUUUGAAGAAAAAGACGUUGAAAAAUGGGAAGAGUACGAUUCAUAUAACAAGGCCAAAAUGCUUUGCGAAUCUCUUAACGUCGUUAACGAUUCUGCUGAAAGGGCAGUAGCGUUAGGUGAAAAAUAUAACAACUUCGCAACCACUAAUGAACAAGAGAAACAAGCUGUGAUGGUGAAUGUUUUCAAUAAUCGAAAAAAGCUGAAGUCUUUGACGAAGCAAAACAUAAUCGAGCAAAUUUCGUGAUUGAUAUUCCUACAUUGUUAUAAUUGAACAUCUUAUUAUAGUCCUUUUAGAAGAUAAGUUUUUAUUUAAAUUGAAUUCUUGUUAAAUAUAAAAAAUAUAAAACUUUCAAAUCCGUUUAUUAUAUAUGAAUGAGCCGAAAACAUACCACUAAAAGAUUGAAAACAGAAUGCAACUUGUUGGAGCCUUUUACUUGGAGAUAUUCAUCAUCAUUCUUGUAUCCGGACUUAUUCACUUUCGAACGUUUUUGAUUCGUUCGAACCCGUAGCCCAUUUGAUUUUGCUAGCGUAAGCCGAAAAGCGAACGAUUUACGUUCGAAAGUGGAUUCGUUCGAAAACAAGAAAGGGGGUGAUUUUCAUAAUCAAUGAUGGUGAAAAAUUAAGUUCUUAAAUCUUAUGGUUAAUUCUGCUGCACUGGUCGUAAUAAUAACAUCGUGACGAGCAAGGUGGACAAUAUCUCAGGGGUUUAACAAUAACUCGCCAUCGGACUUGUAACAUUGCUAUGGCCCAAUGAGCGAUGUAAAAAAAAAUCUGGAUCUGCGCUCGAACUCUGGAUCUUCUGAUCCACUCGCUCGGACCUUACCAUCAGCACCAUUUCUAAGCAUACGAUCAAUUGAUAAUUAUUAACGCUUAUAAGCCAUGGGCACCUUCGAUUGCACAUGAAAAUUUAAUUUGGCUACCCUAUGCGUUUUUUAAGCAUAGCGUGGUAAACUUUUAAUAAUUACUCAAUGAAAAUGAAUUCUUACGCAAAAAUGAUGUAUGAACGAAAUGUUCAGAACACCUUGGCGCAAUUGAUAAUGAAUUUAGUCACAAAAGUCAGGAAGAACUUUUGCCAAACUAAUGAGCAUGAAUGCAAAAUUUUUCAUUUUUUAAGUGUUUUUUCAACCAAAUAUGUUUAAUAACAAUAAAAUAAGCAGUUUAAACACCCUAGUUUCUUUGGCAAAGUUGUAGAUAAUAGUUUCAACUAUAAGCUAACGAUAUUGUUGAUUCAUGUUCGGAAUAAGAUUUAACGUAUGGAAGGAUUUUUCUGUAAAUAUGACCAAAAAAACAUAAAAUCAAUUUGAUACACCUCUAAAUCUUUAUCAAAAUUGCUCAUUUUUGUACCAAAGACUUGUUUUGGUAUUUAGAUUCAGAAUUUGAUGUGACACGGGGAAUCUGGAAACAAAACUAAAAAAGUGAACAGGUCUAG
This is a messenger RNA of Aedes albopictus (Asian tiger mosquito), 4252 nucleotides long. RefSeq lists its product as uncharacterized. The record is from RefSeq and is a predicted model, not a curated record. Bases 1051 to 2631 code for a protein of 526 amino acids. NCBI's taxonomy places the organism in Eukaryota, Metazoa, Arthropoda, Insecta, Diptera, Culicidae. The transcript has 5 exons.